GCCCCCUCGGCCUCCUUCCCUUCUCCCCCUACUUUUCCGCUCGCUUCAAAAACUCCCGUCCCACUUUCCGCCCCAUGCAAACCAUCGUUUCUCCUCGUCCUCCUCGGCGCUCCUCCUAACCCUAACCCUACUUCUUCCGAUCUCGCCUGGUUGCCGACUGUGAUCCUCUCCCACGAUGGAGGCCGUCGAUGAGUCUACCGCCGCCGCCGCCGCGGAGCACAGUCCAAUUGCGCUCUACGUCGGGGACCUCUCCCCCGACAUCGGAGAGGAGCACCUCGUCGGGCUGUUCUCUGCCAUCGGAGAACUCACGUCCGUAAGGGUCUGCAAGGAUUCCGCCACCGGCGUCUCUCUCGGAUACGGCUACGUCAAUUACAUUUCGAUCCAAGAUGCAAUUUCUGCAAUGGAGAAGUUAAACCAUACUCCCCUAAAUGGCAAACCAAUUAGAUUGAUGUGGUCGCGUAGAGAUCCAAACGCAAGGAGCAGUGGGAUUGGUAACCUUUUUGUGAAGAACCUUAGCAGUUAUAUCCACAAUGGUAUGCUUUACGAUAUGUUUUCCAAGUUUGGAACAAUUUUGUCUUGUAAAGUUGCCACAGAUGAAAAUGGAAGGAGUAAAGGAUUCGGAUUUGUCCAGUUUGAUUCUCAAGAAUCAGCAAAUUCAGCCAUUCAAGCCCUUCAUGGCUCUUCAUGCGAAGGAAAGACAAUUUAUGUUGCUAACUUUGUGAAAAAGAGUGAACGAUUGCCCAGCCCUGAUGCUCAAUUUACUAACUUAUACAUGAAGAACCUGGAUCAGGACAUAACAGAAGAACUUAUUAAGCUCAAGUUCUCUGAGUUUGGCAAAAUAUCAAGUGUUAGCAUUGCAAAAGAUGAUGAUGGAAAUUCAAAGGGGUUUGGUUUUGUUAACUUUGAAAGCCAUGACAGUGCAAAAAGGGCAAUGGAAGCGAUGAAUGGUCUCCCACUUGGAACCAACACCUUAUAUGUUGCAAGGGCCCAGAAAAAGGCAGAAAGGCUACAAAUAUUACGUCGUUCUUAUGAGGAAAAGAAGAGUGAGCAAAUGAGGAAAUACAUGGCAUCAAAUAUCUAUGUCAAAAAUCUUGAUGAUGCUGUUGAUGAUCAUGUAUUGCGGGAUCGCUUUAGUGAGUAUGGCAACAUAACUUCUGCAAAAGUUAUGCUUGAUGAUAAAGGGAGAAGUAAAGGUUUUGGAUUUGUAUGCUACAGUUGCCCUGAAGAUGCUAACAAAGCUGUGAAUAACUUGCAUGGAUGCAUGUUCCACGGGAAGCCAUUGUACGUCUCAAUUGCACAAAGAAAAGAGGAUAGACGAGCUCAAUUGCAGCUUCAAUAUGCUCAGCGCCUGUCUGGGUCUCCAGCUGCUGUUAUGCCUCCUGCUUAUACCCCUCUUUACUAUGCUUCUUCAGCGGUCGUUGCACAAGUUCCUCCAAGGGAUGGUCUUAUGUAUCAUCAACCUUUUGCUCUCAGCCCUGGCUGGAGACCCAAUGGAUUUGUUGCCCCAUCAAGACCGACUUACCAGGCAAUGCCAUUUCCUGCAAUGGCAAACACUUCGAGGCAACACAGACAAAAUAGAGGCAGGACGAACGGGAAUAGACUGCUUCAAUCAGGCCAGCCAAAUGCAUACCUACCUCAGUGGCAUCAUGCAAAUCAUUCUUUGAAUGGCGGAAAAGAUUUCAUAACCCACCAGAGACCUGGACAAAUCAAUUACUUACCAAAUGGUCGUCCAGUUAACAAUGCAUCCUUAACUUCACCUGGCUCCUCCAGCUCGCAUGGAACCGAAAUGCUAAGCACCAUGCUUGCCGCUGCAACUCCACAACAACAAAAGCAGAUUCUUGGCGAGCAUCUCUUCCCCUUAGUAGAGAACCUCAAGUUUGAUCUCGCCGCCAAGAUUACUGGAAUGCUGUUAGAGAUGGACAACAGCGAACUACUGCUGCUGGUGGAGUCACCAGAGUCACUGGCUGCCAAGGUUGAAGAAGCAGUACAAGUUCUCAAGGACUCCCAAGCCAGAGUGGGCGCUCCUCAAGAGAGGAUGCACUCCAACUACUUGGCGAGUGACGUGGCUGUGAAUUAAUAGGGGAAGCAAAAACAAAAAAAAAACAAAAACUCUGUCUCUUACUAUGCAACUGCAGUUUUGUUUUACAUUAGUUUUAGUUUCUCUAGGAUCUACCAUUUUGGUCGAUAUUUGCUUUAAUUUGCAUGACC
Zingiber officinale is the source of this 2208-nucleotide messenger RNA. Its product is annotated as polyadenylate-binding protein 4-like. Gene Ontology annotation, molecular function: mRNA 3'-UTR binding; poly(A) binding; poly(U) RNA binding. NCBI's taxonomy places the organism in Eukaryota, Viridiplantae, Streptophyta, Magnoliopsida, Zingiberales, Zingiberaceae. The coding region runs from base 176 to 2077 and encodes 633 amino acids. The transcript is spliced from 10 exons. Gene Ontology annotation, cellular component: cytosol; cytoplasmic stress granule; nucleus. The record is from RefSeq and is a predicted model, not a curated record.